Cyclocybe aegerita is the source of this 1311-nucleotide messenger RNA. The record is from the annotation of a GenBank genome assembly. Lineage: Eukaryota; Fungi; Basidiomycota; Agaricomycetes; Agaricales; Hemipholiotaceae.
AUGGCGAACCCUUUCCACAAGCAACCCGAAUUUGAUACCAUCCAGCUUCAUGGAGGCCAGUCUCCUGACCCCGCCACCAACGCUCGGGCACCGCCCAUCUACGCCUCGACUAGCUUCGUGUUCAACGAUUCUGCUCAUGGGGCGGAUUUGUUUGGUCUGAGGGCCCUCGGACACAUCUACUCCCGGAUCGGCAACCCGACGGUCGGUGUUUUUGAAGACCGGAUUGCCGCUCUCGAAGGUGGUGUGGCGGCUGUAGCGACCUCGUCGGGUCAAGCUGCCCAAUUCCUCGCCAUUGCUGCCAUUGCUGGAGUCGGGGAUAACAUCGUCUCAACAUCUUACCUAUACGGAGGAACCUACAACCAAUUCAAAGUGACAUUCAAGCACUUCGGCAUCGGCGUCAAAUGGGUUACAGAAAGCACACCAGAGGCUUUUGCGGCUGCGAUCGAUGACAAGACGAAGGCGAUCUACAUCGAGAGCAUUGCGAACCCGAAAUACAUCGUCAAUGAUAUCCCCGCACUCGCAAAGGUCGCGCAUGACCAUGGUAUCCCCCUUAUUGUCGACAACACCUUCGGAAUUGGAGGAUACCUCAUCCGCCCCAUCGAACACGGCGCCGACAUCGUCGUACACAGCGCCACGAAGUGGAUUGGCGGCCAUGGGACGACUAUCGCCGGCGUCGUCGUCGACUCGGGCAAGUUCGACUGGACGAAAUCCGGCAAGUUCCCAGCAUUUACAGAGCCGGCGGAGGGCUAUCACGGCCUCAAGUUUAGCGAGACUUUCGGGGCGGCGGCGUUCGCAGUGCGCGUGCGCACACAGCUUCUGAGGGAUCUAGGCCCAGCACUGAACCCUUUCGGGGCGUUUUUGCUGUUGCAGGGCCUGGAGACACUGAGCUUGAGAGGACAGAGGCACAGUGAGAACGCUCUCGCGCUCGCGAGAUAUCUUGAGCAACACCCCAAUGUCGCCUGGGUAUCCUACCUCGGUCUACCCUCGCAUGAAUCGUACUCUCUUGCCCUGAAACUUCUCCGGCCCAACGCCUUCGGGGGUGUCCUCUCUUUCGGUAUCAAAGGUGACGUCAAGACCGCCUCUAAGGUCGUGGACUCCCUCAAACUUGCCAGUAACCUCGCGAAUGUCGGCGACGCCAAGACGCUCGUCAUCCACCCCGCGUCGACGACGCACUCUCAGCUGACUGAGGAGGAACAGCUCGCUUCUGGCGUCACGCCUGACCUGAUCAGGGUGUCGGUUGGCAUCGAAGACGUCAGGGAUAUCAUUGCCGACUUCGAGGCAGGAUUGAAGAUCGCCUUCGAGGAGAACUAG